Molecule: messenger RNA, 1939 nt
Organism: Megalops cyprinoides (Indo-Pacific tarpon)
Lineage: Eukaryota; Metazoa; Chordata; Actinopteri; Elopiformes; Megalopidae
Gene: gmnc
Product: geminin coiled-coil domain containing
Exons: 7
Coding region: 1-1536 (511 amino acids)
Biological process (GO): negative regulation of DNA replication; negative regulation of cell cycle
Cellular component (GO): nucleus
Source: RefSeq, a predicted model, not a curated record
AUGGUGUCAAGGACGCAACUCAGCAGCUGGGCCGGCCUGUGUCUGCACACAGCCCCCGAGCCAGCGGCCAGCCUGGACUCUCAGGGAGAGGGCUUAAUUGGCAGCGAGCUCCUGGCGGGCGACCAUUGUUCCACAGAAAGAGGCUUAGCCGCACAGCCCGCUACCGGGCGGAGCACGGGCCGAGGUCUGGAGAACUCCGAGGAGUCCCCUCCGCGUGCUGCCCAAGUGCGUCCUGCAUGCGCCAUGAGCACCGCCGUGUCCUGCCAAGAGCCCAGCUUUGUAGGGGGCCAACGCUACGACUGCCCCUAUUCCGUCCCGACGUCAGCCGAAAGUGUUGACGUUUCCAAGGAAACACUGGUCUCCUUUUGGGCGGCCGGUCCCCUGGACAACACAGUUUGCCUGCACGAGCCGUCUCAGCAGGAAACCGUCUAUAAUCUUGGCUAUGAAACUGAACCCACCUGGACUGACCACCUGUCACCGCAACUGCAGAGAAACAAGCAGCUGCAGGACACCCUACUGCAAAGAGAGGAAGAACUAGCAAGACUCCAGGAAGAAAACAACAAACUGAAAGAAUUCCUGAAUUCCUCUAUAGUGAAAUGUUUGGAGGACAAAACCAAGAAGUUACUCUCUGCUCAGAGGGGCACCGGAACAAGGAACAGGAAGCGGAUGCUGUUAGAAGAUGGAAAAUUCUCCCGGUUAAAUGCCAGCCAUCUGCUCCUUGGCACUCACGGCAAACGGACUUGCCGGAACCUCUCCCUGGAUUUCUGCUCGGCCGAGGAAUUGGCUGCCACCCCACCCAUGGACUCCUGGAUCCUGCAGACCCUGGGCCUGAAGGACGAGGAUACCAUUGACCCCUCUGCUGACUACAGCACCAUCAUUGCCUCUUCUGCUAACUACAGUUCCAGCAUUAACCCCUCUGCUAUCUAUACCUCCAGCACUGACUCCUCUUCCAACUACAGUUCGGACAUAGUCUCCCCUCCUAACUACAGCUCCAGCAUUGACUCCUCUUCCAUCUACAGCUCCAACAUCAACUCCAUUGAUAAUUACAGCUCCAGCAUCAGCUCCACUGCUAAUUACAGCUCCAACAUAAACUCAUCUUCCAACUCCAGCUCCAACAUCAACUGCUCUGCUAACUCCAGCUCCAACAUCAAUUCCACUGCUAAUUACAGCCCCAGCAUCAACUCUUCUGCUAACUCCAGCUCUAACAUCAGCUCCUCCACUAAUUACAGCUGCAACACCAGCUCCAGUUCUCCUGCCCCAUUGCCACUGUUUCCCUAUGCCACAGGGACAGGGCAACACCACACCCCAACACCACACUGCCUGGAAUCUAGUUCCACUCAACAGACAUUAGGGGGCAGCACUGUGCAUUACCCAACCCCUGGUACCCCGCGAGUUCGGACAGAGGUUGCCUUCAGCAUGUCCCUGGAACCCUGGAGCAGCGUGAGGACACACAGCUUCCCCCAGGGACAGGCUUUCGUCUGCAGGGACACAUGUGGGGGCUGGAACUUCACCUGGGUCCCCAAAGACACUGCCUAGAAGCUAGCACUCCCAAGCAUGCAUGUCCCCUAGCCAUACACUGCCAAACAAACAGGCCACUUACCUGCAGACACUGCCAAACAAACAAACUUAUGUCUAACCACACACAACAUACAUUAAUACAUAAAGACACACAAACAUAUACACGCACAUGGUGUCACUCUGAUAAACAUACACAGAAACAGAUAUACACUCACACUGAAAAACACAGACACCAGAACACGUAUACAAUAAUAAGUGAAAAAGAGAAAUACAUCUAAAUCUGUCUCUCAUUUCUAAAAACCAAUUACUAAUUUUAAAUACUAAUUUUUAAUAAUUUCAGUCUUAUCUGUAAGAAGCCUUACAUUUGCACUUGAUAGAGACAGAAUGAUUGACAGAAAGAAUCUAACAAACUGACACAGAA